UCAACAAAACACGACUCAAAUUGACUCAAUCCGAAGCGCGCGCGCGACUCGUGAGCACGUCGCUCGGUGCUUCGCCCCCAAACAUAAACAAAACACAAACCCGAAACAAACGGAUUUUUAACUGAAACUGGACUUGUAAAGUUAACCGGCGGGACAGUGAUGUUAUUGUGACUUGUUUGUUCAGUGAAAUUCAGUGCAGGAUCGUCGAGGUUAACAAAAACAGGAGUUCUAAACUUUCCAACGAAUGCGAGCCAUGUGACUACGGCGGGAGCGGCGAGCAAGAUUUGUGAUGUGGCUGGUGGCCGCGGUGCUGCUGGCCGCGGCUGCAGACGCGCUGCGCUGCCAAGAGGCGCAGAUGCGCUGCGCCUACCGCGCCGGCUGCGGCGCCGCGCUGCAGAACUACGAGAUGAUGUGCAACGACGUGCUGGUGGAGACAGAUGCCAAGUGUACUGAGGCGUGCGAGUAUGCGCUGAUAGCGCUGACGUCGACUGUAGAGGGGAAGGAUCUGAUGAAUUGUCAAUGUGAGGAUCAGUACUGCGAGCAAGCGAGGAAGCGAAUCGACGUGUGCAGGCCCCAAGUUUUAAAAGGGGCUGCGAACGUUACAUCCUCUUGCCGACUAUCCCAGCUGGUGUGCAUGGCGGAUGCCCAAUGCGCCGCAGCGCUGGGCUACUACAAGCAGUUGUGCAAAUCCAUGUUCAAAGGUAGAAAGUGCUCGAAAAAAUGCCGGAACUCCAUAAAAAUAUUGAUGAAGCAGGAGAAAGCAGCACCGUUAACCACGUGUCAGUGCGACGGUUACGAGGACUAUGACUGCCCGAGGAUGCAGAAUAAUCUGGAUAGGUUGUGCUUUAGCAAGUCUCACCACGAACCACGAAAUCGAAAGAACCACGAAAGGGGGCACGUGCCGAAGCACCACAAAUACUUAGAAAAUGAAGUCGUCCCAGGGGCGGCACCAACCAUUGCCAUAUCGUGGUCUCUUUUCUUUUCGAGUGCUGUUCUUGCGUUUAGCAUAAGAUAGCAGGCUAUUCCAAUAUUUUAAAUUAUCAGUUAAGUCUUAUUGUUGAUUCAGUUCCAUUGCGAGGCUAUUCCAAGUGAACGACAAUAAGAGGUUAUCGUGUAACUUAAGUAUGUCAGUAGUAUAAAAUACAUUGUAAAUAUGUAAAUUUCAGUAUUCUGUAAGCGUAAACGUUUUAUCAUAGCCAUUUGUGAAAUUGCGAGUGUAAAAGUAAGUAGGUACGUUGUGUGGGGUUUUGUUUGUGAGUGUGUGAAAGUAAAUCGUUAGAGUAGAUUAAGUUGGAUUAAGUGAUUCUGUAGAGCAGACCGCUUCACAAAUCGUCAACCGUGAAGCAAUUCUGGCUUCGAACUGGUAAAAUAGUUUAUAGCUGUACCUGUAGCUAUAAAAAUUGUCGAAAAAUCUACUGGAUCAUUGUUUCGAGCGUAGGCUAAAUGUAUCUGGUGUGCCGCCCACGGCUGCGCGGGCGGCUAUAAAUACGGCCCGCUGCGCCGGUGGUCCGGUGACAAAUGCGGGCCGCAGCGAUUGAUCUAUCGUCUCCACCAUGCCAGCUUUGACGCGGUCUGCUGGCCCUCGUGGUUUAUGGGGUGGAGACGAGGCCUAAGAUUCGUAGACAUUGGUGAUGUAGAUCAUUAGCUUACGGACAAUUCUAGGGUAAUCGAUGAAGGCUGAAACAAUAACACCACGACGUUUAAUGUCUUUUUGAAAAUUGGUAUUUUGAUUACCAAAUACUCGUACAUAGAGCCUGCUAUAUAAUAUCUAUCUAUCAUAUAAUGUAUGGGAGUGUACCGAUGAAAUCAAUGAAAUAGAAGAACCAUCAUCAAACAAAAUAUCUCCUUGCAAAAGAUGAUUUCAUUAAAGACAAUGAGAUUAUUUCUAGACCUAAAUAUUUGUUUAAAUUCUUGUGAUUCAUUUCAUGGAAACCGACUUCAUGUUGCCAAAUACGCUUGUUUAGAAUUUGCUCAAUGUUUCGAUUUGGUUGUUUAUAAACGUGAAACGGUCUGCUCUGCACUAAAGUGGCUAUUGGAGGUACAAAGUACAAAAUAAUUUUAACCUAACCUAGUUUAGAGUAGCAUUUAUUUGUAAACUACUAAUCUAAAUAAAGUUUGCGAUGGAAAUAAUUAGAGGCAAUAAGGUAAAGCAGAUUAAACUGUGUGGCCAUUGCCAUACUAAAAAAAAAUUCUACGGAUUUGUGCUAGGUUUCUGCAAUUAGUAUUUUAAAACAACUGAAAAAUAGCGUAAAUAUGAACUUAAAGUCAUCAUGGCAUCAUGUCUUUUUCAGCAAAAUAUUUCUAAUUCUAGGUCGAAGUGAAAAUUUACUACAAAAUUGGUCAUUGCGAUGGCGCAAACUUUUUGAUCAUGCCCAAAUUUAUCAUUAUAUUAAAUUGCCUUAAUCAGUCAAUUGAUUCUAAACUAUUUUACUACUAACUAUUACCUCUAACUUGACACCUUUAUCUUGAGAGCCUUGAGAGACUUGUAUCACAAAGCCUAGGUUUUCCCCUCAAUUUUCAGUACCUCAAGGUACCAAUACCAACCGAUUGAGCAUUAUCCUGCCAAGUGUCGUGGUACAGGGAAGUAGAUGUCCUAAUGACAUAGUGGGUCGGUAGCUAAUUCCGUCGCGAAGCUAAUCGCGGAGUGGCGAGCGGGAGGCGACACGUUCAGUUCAGUGUUGCUGCAGCUGUGCAGUCGAUAGCGGGAAUAACGAUGAUCUUAAAUGAUUUUGAAUUUGACUUUGAUUAGGGGAUGAGGAUAUUGGGGUUUGACAGUUUUCAUCGACAUGCAUCGUCGUAACUUAAUAAAAUAUACAAGCAUUUUACGAUGUGACAGUUGCCAACUGACAUCGCGCCAUGGGUUUCCAGUCUCAUAGCCUCGAGCUGUUAAAUCUUAAAAACAUACUGUCAUACAACUUCAUCUUCCAUGUAAAUUAUACAUAACUCUUAUUUUCAUCUUCAUCAUCUGAUUAAGUGUUCUACAUAUCCAAUAUCGAUAGUUAAUUAAAUAUUAGUUGUCGAUCCUACACCUCACUAGACUCGGGUUGACUUUUUUCCGACAUCCGUUCAGAGCGUCGGCCGCGUUUCUGAAAUCGUUUGACUAACUUCAUUAAUUAAUAGCCGUUUGUAGCAUUUAUUUUGGCAUUUUAGAUGUAUUAGUGUGUAGUGACUUCUCGUGAGUCGGAUUCUUGCUGUACGUUUCACGAUUUAUCAGCAGUCGGGCCUUCUUUGACGCAAGUAGGUACCAAGAUUAAUAGUCGGUAAAUAUCCUUUAACAUUUUGCUUGAUUAUUAAUUAAUUUUAAUGAUCUUGUUCAAGAGGUUUUUCUUUGCAUUCUUAAGACGAAUACUUCUUAUUUUAUAAACGCGCUUAGUUUUAAUUUAUUGUUUGCCUGCCGCAGUUUCGCUCGGUUUAAACUUUUCAUCACCUUUCUUUUCUUUCUUUUUUUUUAAGUUUCUUAGCGGAUGCUUACCUCAUCCUAUCUGAGUGCUAACGCAAUGUAUUUCGUGGUUUGAGUUAUGUGUUGAUAGAUCGGCACUUCAGCAGUCAUGUAAAGAAAGUAUUUUCCAUCAAUGAAGUCAUGGAAUUUUAAAAGUAAAAUAACUACCAUUUUGACCAAGUGAGUUGUAACUUUUGCACUUUAAUUGAACGAGUAUGACUGGUCGCUCUCAAGAUUCCUGACAUGUUUUCCAGAACCUCUGUUUCUAUAUGUCAAUCACGGACUGAUUGCUUUUCGUAGAAUUGGUAAAAAGCGAGUUUUUGUGUAAAUAUUUUUUUUAUUUCCCUCAAUAUAAGCUCAAGGUACUAAACCGAAAAUGGAAAGACAUAAUUUGUAACCUAGAAGAAAAUUUUCUUUAUUUCAAAAUAUUUUUGGUAACUAUCGGCCUAACAUUAUUAAAUUAUUAUGACACGUUUCACGAACUCUACAUUGAUACAAUGUAUUAUUUACAAUCAAGUCAAGGUAUUUUCCAUCGUGCUAAGUUGCUUGUUCAGUACUCACGUAAUGAAGAAGUGUGGACCGGUUUCCACAAGGCCUGUGGUACUUGUUAUCUAAAGAAACCAGGGCAGAUCUGUAAUAUUGUGUAAUUACUAAUCACUCAUUAUCAAGUGCGCUAUAAACACAGUUACAACGGCUGAAAAUGUUAGCUUAAAAGUCUUAUCACGCCGCAUGCUGUGGUAUUCAGCAAUGAAUUUACUAUUUUUUUUAGAUAUGUCACCGUAAAAUUGUAGAUUUGGUCAGAUCUGACGUAAUUAGAUUAAAAUCUAACUUAACCUUUGUUAGUUUGCAAUCUCACGCGUUAUAUUAUAAACUGACCGAGUUCACAAUUCACGUUGACAGAUACAUUUGAGUUGUAUUUUAUGUAUGAAUUUGAUAUAGUUUAGUAAAGUUUAUCAAUAACUAUUCGACUUCUAGAAUCAGACGUGUAAGUUUCAGUCCAAUUAAUAAUGUACCUACUUGAUUUUAGGAGCUCUAUAUAAUUAAAAAUUCCGAGACUUUACUCGAGAAUUAAUGAGAAAAAAACCUUUUUUUCCAUAAAAAGAGUUAUUUCUUAGAACUGAAGAUCACAAGAUCUCAAUCGGUGACAGUGACUCAUGUGGCUCAUGGUGAUUGUACCCUUUUGCAUAAAACUGAUGGGCGCUUAUUACCAUGCAUCUCUAAACAAUGUUAGUAAUGUUAUGUCGCCGUAAAUGCAUUAUGCAUUGGACAUUGCGGAUUAUGCGUGGAAUAUUAAUGAGUUUAUGACAGACAAUCUUCUAUUAUUGUGAAUGACGGCCAAGAUUUAUUUGAUUGCAACACGUUUACCUUUACUGUUUAUCGUAACGCAUGUUUAAAUGAACAAUUGUUUUUUAAAUGUAUAAAAAUUUCCUCUUCUCAGAUUUUAUGACCUCGAGAUCUUAGUAAACUAUGUUAAUUCUAAUUUAUAGACCUCUAUAUUUUACAUUGCCAACUUUCUUUUUAUGUAGCAUCAAAAGUAAUUUUAUUUAGUUUCAUCAGGGGUUCCCAAAAUGACCGCUAUAGUUUGGGAACCCUGAUCUACUACUUAUAUGACGUGAAUUUGUAUGUGUGAGAGUGUGUUGUUUACAUUUUUGGUAAGCUUUAUUGUUACUAAACAGAGUGGCCUGAAAUACAUAGCAAUAGUAUUUUUAAAAAUGUAAUAAUGACAAUAAAUAUGUAU
Messenger RNA from Ostrinia furnacalis (Asian corn borer), 5177 nucleotides. Its product is annotated as growth arrest-specific protein 1. The record is from RefSeq and is a predicted model, not a curated record. Bases 290 to 1015 code for a protein of 241 amino acids. NCBI's taxonomy places the organism in Eukaryota, Metazoa, Arthropoda, Insecta, Lepidoptera, Crambidae. Gene Ontology annotation, biological process: regulation of cell cycle. The transcript is spliced from 3 exons.